Messenger RNA from Necator americanus (New World hookworm), 1797 nucleotides. RefSeq lists its product as uncharacterized. Gene Ontology annotation, cellular component: nucleus; transcription regulator complex. NCBI's taxonomy places the organism in Eukaryota, Metazoa, Nematoda, Chromadorea, Rhabditida, Ancylostomatidae. The record is from RefSeq and is a predicted model, not a curated record. Gene Ontology annotation, biological process: negative regulation of transcription by RNA polymerase II; negative regulation of BMP signaling pathway. Gene Ontology annotation, molecular function: RNA polymerase II cis-regulatory region sequence-specific DNA binding; DNA-binding transcription factor activity, RNA polymerase II-specific; SMAD binding. The coding region runs from base 1 to 1797 and encodes 598 amino acids. The transcript has 12 exons.
AUGGCGGCCGCCACAGAGAAUGCCGCCUUUGCUGUAGACCCUCUUCUGUAUAAUUUACCGGGAUUUCCGUCAGCCAUCCCGAUAGCGGCAACUCCGGCUAUGAGUCCAUGUGAUUCGGAUGGUAUCGCUGCAUGGGUGACAAUUAGCGGGAGCGCCUUCCCGGCUAUGGUACUAGGCGGUGAACCACGAGUACCCAUUCAUCUACUUCUUAGUCGUGUUCUGCUCACACAAGGAGUUAGUGAAAUCCAAGCUAUGUUGGAACGACUUGAAGCUGGGCGCAACUGCAUAAGCAGUUGGCCUCGAGGCGGUGCGGCGGUGAUGCUCGAGAUGGGACCAUCACUACCUUCACUGCAGCGUUGUGUGGGCAAGGCGAUGCGAUCCUCACGGCUACGCUCCAUCCCACGGCUUCAAGCGCAUACCACGCAAUUGCGCCGAGCUCCAUGUCGAUUUGACGCGACUAUAUCUUCAGAUGACCUGAAUAUACAUAAAUCGAUAGCAACAAGCGAACAAGCGGAUCGUCUACGAAAGAUGGACUCAGAAGUGUCAGGAUCACACGAUUUGAGUAUCUUGAACUUGAUUACACGCUCAGAUGCUGAACGAAUAUGCGGAAUUGUGCGAAUAGAAAGCGAUCCUUCUCCAGAAGCUGAAGCAGACGUGGACGAAUCUGAACGCCUUUCCGUUCAGCACCACGUAUUUGGGACCGUGGACGGAUGGGUUUAUCCAUCACGAAAAGGUGGACGCAGCGUGAGGUGCUCUGAGUGCAAAUGCUUCUUCACACCAGAAGACUUCGUCGCCCACUCCCACACCGAAAAUAGAGAGUCGCAGCGGACUGUGCACUGGGGAUUUGAUCCUUCAAACUGGCGUUUAAUGUUGGAACUGGCACCACCGUCGUUGCAAUCUAGUAUGUGCAGAGAGCAGUGGAAGCAAUUUAUUGAUGAGAAGACGGACCAUCAUCAGAAUGGUCUAGAAGAAAAUAUUCCUACUAACAAGGCAAAACGUGCUACUGUGGACUACUCGGAGGAGGUUCCAGUGAAGGUUGCGCGGUCAAUGGAUUCUUCGGAAGGAAGGUCAGAAACAAUAGAAUCUUCGUGCGCUGACUCAUCGAAUGUGAUCAAAGCACGGAAUCAUCCGAGUGGACUGUUUGGUUCAAAGUCAGUUGACCCACUGGUACUUCUCAACGAGACCAUGAUGAAGGAGAUAGCUUUUAAAGUCAAGUCUUUGGCGAGUAUAAACGCGCAACCAUCAUCAUCCACCAUUGCCCAGUUGAUACCGCUCGACCGGCAGCCGAUUGCGCUGAUUCCAGACCCAAGUACUUUCAUGUUGGUGGACGAGAAUGUGAAGCGAAUAAAGUCAUCUUGUGAAAAGUUAGAAGCUAUCGAAUAUGCGUUGAAGCAGUUUUCACCAACAGAUCCAACAGUUAUGGUUGCUCUUCGAGACGUACGAAUAUCUCUCUUGCAGGACAAUGGCGUCGAGUACCAACGACUGCGAUGUGCAUAUGACUUCCUGUUCACCUUGUUCCGGCAAUUGAGCGAUCCAAUUGGUUGCAUCAAUGAUCCACUAAUGCGAGCAGCAAUGGCUAACUUGCGAGCUGAUCACAUCAGUUCGGGAGUGACAUUAACCAAUGGCUUAAGAAGCGCAUCACACCAGCAAGUGAAACACUUUGGGCAAGGUAGAGAAGGAACAAAGAAUUCAUCUGCUAUGAUCCCAUCUCUUGCAACAUCAACGGCGACCGCGGAUCCACAACUUCUACAGAACAUGUUUGUGCAACAACUCAUGCAAUUCACUACGACACCAUAG